Molecule: messenger RNA, 2544 nt
Organism: Anopheles maculipalpis
Lineage: Eukaryota; Metazoa; Arthropoda; Insecta; Diptera; Culicidae
Gene: Hil
Product: hillarin
Exons: 10
Coding region: 55-2499 (814 amino acids)
Source: RefSeq, a predicted model, not a curated record
CGUGUCGAUUAAUCCAUCCAUCAGGAAUCAGCCGGCAGCAGCAGCAGCAGCAUCAUGUACCGACCGAAUUUCUACGAAUCAACGUGCCUCCGGUGCAGCGAAAUCGUUUAUCAGGUGGAUAGGGUGGGCCCGCUGAAAGAUUUUACUUUCUUCCACUCCGGAUGCUUCAAGUGCAAACGGUGCGGAACCAAGCUGACGCUCAAAACCUACUACAACAACCAGCACAAUCAGGAUGAUAAAGAGGUUUACUGCUGUUCACACGUACCCAAAAGUGGUCCUGGCCAUUUCGAUCAAACAUCGGUAGGCAUCCGGCAGGCACUAAACGUACCGAAAAGCACCAACUAUGUGAACGAACAAAUCCGGGGUCAUCGUAACGACAGCAUCGAUGGGCAACAGAGACUAGGCACACCAAAUGGGUACAACAAUGGUGGCAGAGAAGGCAAUACGCCACCGCAAAAUGAUCCCGAUUACAAGUAUGGGCGGUUUGAUGCGAGUGCGCUGCACAUAGCGCACGCCCUUAAGCAGACAGAAAUUCAGAAAGCGUACGAUAAGCCACGCGAAAAACCGAUCGAUUACUAUUUGGCACGAGAUGAGCAAGCGAAACUUGAAAUGAAACAUCGAAAAGAGGAAGAUGAUCUGUACAGAAAAUUUGCCCGCAAAAGAGAGGAGGAAGAUCGGCGGAUGCAAAGCGAAAUUCAGGAUGAAUGGGAGCGAGAACUGCAGCGAUUAGCACACAAAUUUGAAAAGGAGCUUACCACAAGCAGACGAUCGCGCGAAGAUCAAAGCAUACUAACGCUCAAGCACGAGCAGCAGAAGGAAGAUUUGGAAAAGAAUAUGACCAUCCGGAAGACGAAAAAGAAGGAAAGCCUCACGCGAAAGUUGCUCGAACACGAGCGUUCCGAAACGGCGGCCCUGGUUGAUCGACAGUCGAGCGAAAUGUUGGAGCUGAUCAGCGUUCGACGCAGCGAGUACAUGCAAAGCGAAAGCAUAUUCCUGGACGAUGACAUUAACGAAACGGUGGUCGCCAUGGAGUAUCCACUGGUCGCACCGAAACCGGCACCACCCGCCCUGAGCAAAUUCCAGGUGUAUAAUGAUCCAGUUGAGUUCACGGACGUGGAUCAGAUCGCUAUCACCGUUGCGCAGGAGGAUCAGAAAACGUUCACGGACUUGGUGCGACAGUUGGUGGGCCGUUGCACUUCCGACAUCGAAAAGGCCCGGACCAUAUUCCGAUGGAUUACGGUGAAGAACCUAAACACGAUGACGUUCGACGAUAAUCUGCGAGGUGACACACCGAUGGGAUUGCUGCGGGGUAUUAAAUACGGCACGGAGAGUUACCACGUGCUGUUUAAGCGCUUGUGCAGCUACGCUGGGCUGCACUGUGUGGUGAUAAAAGGUUAUUCCAAGAGUGCUGGUUACCAACCGGGAGUGAAAUUCCAAGAUUCAAGUCAUCCGAAAAAUUCCAGAUUCCGCAACUCCUGGAACGCCGUCUACGUGGCGGGUGCGUGGCGCUUUGUGCAGUGUAACUGGGGCGCACGACAUUUGGUUAACGCGAAGGAAGCGCCCAAGACGGGCAAGGGCAAAAAUGAUAGCUUGCGGUACGAGUACGACGAUCACUACUUCCUGACCGAUCCGCGGGAGUUUAUCUACGAGUUCUUCCCGUUGCAAGAGGAGUGGCAACUGCUGAAGCGACCCAUCACGCUGACGGAAUUUGAAAAUUUGCCGUUCGUACGAUCGUUGUUCUUCCGCUAUGGGCUACACUUUGCCGAUGAUGGAUACGGGGCCGUUGUGUACACGGAUGAUACUGGGGCGGCCACUGUUCGGAUAGCUAUGCCGUCCAAUAUGCAAGGAUGCCUGAUAUUCCACUACAACCUCAAGUUCUACGACAGCGAUGAGGAUUCGUUCGACGGUGUGUCGCUUAAACGGUUCGUCAUGCAAUCUGUCAUCAGUAAUGUGGUUGCUUUUCGGGUACAUGCGCCAUGUUCUGGUGCGUUUCUGCUCGACAUUUUUGCCAACGCUGUAACGCCCCAGGAGUACUUAACUGGGGAACCGAUGAAGUUCAAAAGUGUGUGCAAAUUUAAGAUUUGUUGCGAAGAGUUGCAGACCGUUAUGGUGCCCUUGCCAGAUUGUGCCAGCGGUGAAUGGGGCCCUACGAAAGCGACCAGACUGUUCGGUCUAAUACCGAUUACUCAUCCGGAACCACUCAUCUUUGCCGGACGGUCGAUCGAACUUCAAUUCCGCAUGUCGCGACCGCUAACGGACUUUAUGGCGACACUGCACAAAAACGGUAUCGAGGAAAAGAAACUUUCGAAAUAUGUUCAACAAUCGAUCAUUGAUGAUAUGAUCACAUUUAACAUCAGCUUUCCCGAGGAAGGACAGUACGGGCUCGAUAUUUACACCCGGGAGGUUGGAUCGGUAUCGCACAACAACAAUUCCUCCACCGAAAAGCAUCUACUCACGCACUGCUGCAAAUAUCUGAUCAACUCAUCUAAGCGGAACUAAGGUUGGAACAACGGAAAGACGCAUGCGACGAUACUAACCAAUUAG